This is a messenger RNA of Mugil cephalus (flathead mullet), 19915 nucleotides long. RefSeq names its product bassoon presynaptic cytomatrix protein a (gene bsna). Gene Ontology annotation, molecular function: structural constituent of presynaptic active zone; metal ion binding. Gene Ontology annotation, biological process: presynaptic active zone assembly; protein localization to synapse. Gene Ontology annotation, cellular component: GABA-ergic synapse; axon; cytoskeleton of presynaptic active zone. Bases 27 to 12794 code for a protein of 4255 amino acids. The record is from RefSeq and is a predicted model, not a curated record. The transcript is spliced from 16 exons. Lineage: Eukaryota; Metazoa; Chordata; Actinopteri; Mugiliformes; Mugilidae.
UGGGUGGAGGAGGAAUAGGAGCAGGCAUGGGCACCGGUGGAGGAAUGGGGUCAAGAGCUGGAGAGCCCUACCGCCUGGCCACUCAUGAGAGCCCAUCCUCCCCUCGCCACAUGCAGUCCAACCAGGGGUCCGGCAUGGGACAGGGCACAGGAUCUGGCCAUGGGAUGGGUCAUGGACCAGCCGGCUCCGGCAUGGGAGGCCAUGCAGGUCAAAGUCCUGGUCAGCACGCCUCCCGUCGAAACCUCCAAGUCGACUUCAGCGGGUCGGGCAGCUCCAGGACAGGCCGGUCUCCCUCUGUGUCUCCUGACCGUGGUGUGACGCCCACCUCACCCUACUCUUUGCCACAGAUCGCACCCAUGCCAAGCAGCAAAUUGUGCCCAGUGUGCACCACCACGGAGCUGUCCAACCCACCGGCUGUACCCAACUACAACACCUGCACCCAGUGUAAGGCCACCGUCUGUAACCAGUGUGGAUUCAACCCAAACCCUCACCUCACUGAGGUCCAGGAAUGGCUGUGUCUAAAUUGCCAGAUGCAGAGAGCUCUUGGCAUUGAUAUGACCACACCUCGCUCUAAGAGCCAACAGCAGAUUCACUCUCCGUCCCACCAAGCCAAACCCAUUGUACAGCCUCAGCAGCCCACACCUCAGCCAACGCAGCCGGCAGCAGCAGCACAGCCCAAACCUUUGGCACAGAGUCAAGCCACCCAGCAGCAGCAGCAGCACCAACAGCAGCAGCAGCAGCCUCGAUCUCAACCCUAUGGCCAGACUCAACCCUACUCCCAGUCUCAGCCUUACUCCCAAUCCCAGCAGUAUCCCCAGUCUCAGCCCCAGUCUUACCCUUCAUCGCAGUCAGGGUCCCAGGCCCAGCCUCACACCUCCCCAGGCUUACAGAGACAUCCAAGCCCUGGCGGCCUCCAGUCUCAGACCGGGCCCUCCCAGCAGGGGAUGAGGACUGACCCAUACUCCCAGAGAGGUCCCGGGGCUCCAGGAUCUGUUGGAGGUCCCACAGGAGGCCCAAGCCAAACAGGAGGUCCUCGCAUUCCCCAUCCUGGCGCUGUACCUCUCCCUGGUUUGACCAAGGCACCCUCUCAACCUGAUUUAGGCCGUGGUUCCCCCAUGCACCAGCCUAUGACACGGCACCAUGACCAGACUAGAAGCGCUGGAUCCUCCCCAGCCCACAGACCUCAGAGUCAAGCCCCUCCUCCUGCACAGGAUGGUCUGACCAAACUGUUUGGCUUUGGAGCAUCUCUGCUGAAUCAGGCCAGCACCCUGAUCAACGUUGACCCUCUCUCCACCGCCUCCACCCAGCCAAGCCCUGCACGAGGAAAGGUGGUGUUCAGUAAUGCAACUCCUGACAACAGGCAGCAACAACAAGGGGCACCCACUACCAAACCCUUUGGUGUGGGGGGCUCUCAUGCUCCAAGUCAAAUGGGGGGUCCUCAUGCACCUGGCCAAAUGGGAGGCCCUUAUCCAACUAGCCAAAUGGGUGGUGUUCAUGCACCUAGUCAAAUGGGAGGUCCUCAUGCACCAAGUCAGAUGGGAGGGGCUCAUGCACCAAGUCAGAUGGGAGGGGCUCAUGCACCAAGUCAAAUGGGAGGUCCUCAAGGACCAAGCCAAGUGGGAGGUAUCAUGGGUGGACCACAUGCUCCAACCCAGAAGCAACAGCAGAGCAUGUCCCACCAACAAGACAUGCAUCAGCAACAUCAGUCGCCAGCUCAUCAUCAAAAAGGGCAGCAAGGACAACAACCGCUACCAAAAGGACAACAACAUCAGCAAACACCUGCUCAUCUGCAGAAAAUGCCACAGAAGCAGGAGCCUGUGAAGGCACCUGUUGUUGCUCCGGAACCUGUGAAGCCCAAAGUGAACUGUCCUCUUUGUAAAACAGAGCUGAACAUCGGCAGCUCCGACCCACCCAACUACAACUCCUGUACGCAGUGUCAGAGCCAAGUGUGUAACCUGUGUGGCUUCAACCCCACACCACAUCUGGUGGAGAAAAAAGAAUGGUUAUGUCUCAACUGCCAGACCCAGCGCCUCAUGUCCGGAGGCGGUCUCGACGAUCCUCCGCUUCCUGUUCCUCAUCCCUCACCCAAGCACCAACCAAUGGGUUCACCUCGUCACCAGACGCCAAGCAGUCAGCAAAGUCCUCUCCACAAACCUACCGCUCAGCAGGGGCCCAAAUCAUCCCAGCCCCAGACACAGAAACCACAGGCGGGAACUGGUGGCAGCGGACCCUUUACGCCAACGGCCGCCAAACAACCAAGUGACACCAAGACCACAACACCGGUUACAGCGCCAGUACCAACCACGGAAGCCCAGAAACAGCCAAAACCCACAGAGGUGAAGACCAAGACCGAGCCUGAGAACCAAACUGCCAAAGAGACCAAACCCUCACAGAAGAAAGGAGAGCAGAUCACACCGAUCAAGGAAAUUAAGAAGUCCAGGCACUAUGACGAUACUAAAAACAACAGCACCCAUGACUUGUCACGCAGUCCUCAGAGCCUCAGCGACACAGGCUACUCCUCUGAUGGCAUCUCCAGCUCCCACAGUGAAAUUACAGGUCUAAUUCAAGAGGAGGAGAUGAAGUUAAGUGAGAGGGGAAUCAGUGGGCGAGGAUCCCCACCAAGCCCUUCUGAAAUCACCAAGCUAGAAAGCUCCAUGAGGCCAUUGCUGGAGAAGAGCUUCUCUGAAGAAAAAGCAGACAGAAGAGGAAGGAAGCACAGAGAAAGAGACUUGGAUGACAGAGGGAAACAGCGCCCACGUUCUCUGUCAAUCCCCCCAGAUGCAUACGACUCAGAUGAGGAACUAGAGGAUAUCCUGGAAGAGGAAGAAGAUGGAGGUGACUGGGAGGCUAAACGAAAAGAAGGUAAGGAGGACAAGAAAGAGAAGAAAAAGAAAGAAAAGGAGGCGGAGCCCACAGAAAUGACUGAUGAAGAAUUCAUGAGGAGACAAAUAAUGGAGAUGAGUGCAGAUGAAGACAAUGAAGAAGAGGAGGAGAUGGAAGAAGAUGACGAUGAGGAAGAUGAAGGAUAUGGCUACCAGAAACCCAAGAAAAGCCACCAUAAGCACACCAUCUCUGACUCAGGGAAAGAGAAGAGACGCCUUCAGCACCACUCCAGCAGUUUUGAGGAGGAAACCAAGAGCUCUUCUGAUGUUUAUAAAGGCUCCUUGGAAGAGGGUGAGGAAGAUGUGAUGGCAUCACAAGGAGGCCUGAGGCGGUUUAAAACCAUUGAACUUAAUAACACCAAUAGCUACAGCCGAGACAUGGAGCUGGGCAAUGAAAAUGAUUUGAGUCUUGACCGGGAACCAGAGCUCGAGAUGGAAAGCCUGACAGGAUCUCCCGAGGAACGUUCUCGGGGUGAUUACUCCUCAACUCUGCCACCCACUUCAUCCUCAUAUGGCUCAGGACAGUCUCCUACUUCCAUCUCAUCGAUGGAGGAAGACAGUGACAGUAGCCCCAGCAGGAGACAAAGACUGGAAGAGGCAAAGCAGCAGAGGAAAGCACGCCACCGCUCACACGGACCACUUCUUCCCACCAUUGAAGACUCUUCAGAAGAGGAUGAACUAAGAGAGGAAGAGGAACUUUUGAGAGAGCAGGAAAAGAUGAGGGAGGUGGAACAACAGAGAAUAAGAAGCACAGCACGGAAGACCAAGAGAGAUAAGGAGGAGCUGAGGGCUCAAAGACGUAGAGAAAGGUCCAAGACACCACCGAGUAAUCUCUCACCAAUUGAAGAUGCUUCUCCGACCGAGGAGCUAAGACAAGCAGCAGAAAUGGAAGAGCUCCAUCGUUCCUCUGCUUCUGAAUAUUCCCCCCAGAGUCUGGACUCAGAGGCUGAGGGAUAUGAGUCCAAACUGUACAAGUCAGGCAGUGAGUACAACCUGCCCACCUUCAUGUCUCUCUACUCACCAGUAGAGAAAUCAUCAGCUACAACGACCACCACAGCACCCUCUUCCACUUCCAAGCCAUUGAAGAGCGCUGAGGAGGUAUAUGAGGAGAUGAUGAGAAAGGCUGAGAUGCUUCAGAAACAACAAAAACAACAGCAGCAACAACAGCAACAUGGUAGACAUGGGCAGUACUAUGAUGAAGACAUAAAUGGACAAGCCUAUGAUGAUGAGUAUGAAUAUGAACAGGAUAGCACAGGAUAUGACAAUGAGGCAGCAGAGACAGAAACAGAUAUUUAUGAAGAAAUCCGCCAAACAUCUCAGAACAUCACCAAGAUGCAGCAAGCCACAGAUGAGCAAGUAGAGAUUGAGAUUGAGAGCUCUUACCCAGACAAACAGCUCUUAGACACAGGCUCAGCCUUUGCUAAGCUUCUGGAGCAGAGUAAUGCUCUCCUCACUCCAGGAACCAGCCCCACUCAGAUCUCUGCCCCUGUCUCCUUUGCUGAGACUGGAGGACGUAUCCCAGAUGUCAGAGUAACCCAGCACUUCUCUGCAAAAGAUGGACACAAAGACAGGCUCAAAAGUCAAGCAGGAAAAAAUGGAAUAACUCCAACAGUAGCUGCCACCACAAUUGCGGCCUACGGAGUUUAUGCCAGAGAUGCAGUAACUAUUUCUCAGACUGGUUCAAGCCACACUAUGACAUCUACUCAGUCUGACAUAUGUCGCAGACACACAGGAAGUACUGCCACAUCCUCAGCUACAGUCUCAAGUGUAUGCAGCAAAAUUGCAGAGAUUACCCAGGCCUACAGUCAAAGAGAAGUGAUCACCAGAAGGGUGGGAGAGACCAGGGGUGUCCAAGUGCGAGACAGCUCAGCAUCCUCGACUGAAAGAAUUAUUGAACCACGUUCUCCCAAAUAUACUACUUACUACAGGAGCACCAGUCCUCCUCUUUCUCCAUCGCCACCACCACAAAGUCCAACUCGUUCUCCUUCAAGAAGGAAUACAGCAGAGUUUUCUACACAGACUUUCAGUUCAGCAUUGCGAAUGGAGUCAGCUGGCUCUGGGCCUACAUCACCAGUGAUGGCUCAGGGAACCCAAACAGCACAUCGAUCAGUUUCUCCGCGGCUCUAUCGACAGCAGUCUUCCCAGGAUGCUCCAUACUCACCACCGUCAAGCCCAGCUAGGCCAAUGACAGUCAACACAGCUACUUCCCCCCUGUCUUCGCCUACCCGGUUUAGCCGGCAAUCAACAUUUGACACUUAUUCGCCAUGUGGUAGCCCCCCUGACACACCACCAUACCAGUAUUCUCCUACACGCAGCUUCUAUCAAACACAAAGAGUGGAGAAGGUAAAUGUGGGAACAAGUAUGGCUACCACAGCCAGCAUGUACACCAGAGGAUCCAUGUCAAUGGAUAAUAUCUCCCUGUGCAGAAUAUCUACAGUUCCAGGCACUUCUAGAGUGGAACAGGGCCAAAUGAUCCAUGGUGGUAGUGUUGUAGACCUCAGAACAGCCACCAAACCAGCCCCUAUUAUCAUGACUGACCAGGGAAUGGACCUCACCUCCUUAGCUACAGAGAGCAGAAAAUACCAUGGUGGAUCAGAUGGUAGCAGACAUUCAACAAUUGUACAACCGCUGAUUAUGAACUUGAACACCCAGGAGAUCACCACACCAACCACUGUGAGUGUCACUGUGGCUGCUUCUAUGUUCAUGACUCAGCCCAAACAGCCAGCGGUAUAUGGGGAUCCCCAUCAAAACCGGAUGGAUCUAGGUCAGGGCAUGGGUUCAGCAGUGUGCCUUUCCCAGACCAAACCGACAAUUUCACCUCCAGCUGACCCAACAAUACCAAAAAUUGAUGCCAAGUUGGAAGACCUCAGCAUCCAACAGAGGGAGUUACAGAAACAGCAGGAGAAGCUGCAGAAGCAGCAAGAGCUCCUUGAACAACAGUUACAGCAGCACCAUCAGAUGCAACAGCAGCAGCAACAGGUAUCUGCCUUGGCCAGGUACAAUCUUACAGGCCAGAUCUCACCUUUGCUGAAAAAAGACUUGCUUGUCAGCCAGACUAGCACUGCCUCAGCUGUGGUUAGUGCUGUGUCACCAGUCAUUAACCCUGAGCUUUAUGGUACUGGUCCCAUUGAGCUAAAAGGAAAGCCCAGUCCUCCUGGUUUUAUGUCGGGAGGCAAAUCACCACAUAGCAUGGUAGUACAGGUUGAUGGAGGGUCAGAACCGGCCAGGGCAGUGACUCAGUUAGUGAAGGUAGAAGAAGGGCAGGAUGCUGUGGAUCUGACAGGAGGCCAAAUUAAACCUGACAACCAACCAGCCUGUUGUGAUGUUGUCUACCGGCUUCCAUUUGGUGGAAGCUGUGUUGGUGGUUCUGAGAAAGAGGGCAUAAGGCCUCCAUCUGCCCCACCUCUCACCUACGAAUCUGACCAAGAAAGACAACCUGAAAGGUAUCAUGAGUACCCAAUGGAUGGACGUAAGGCUUACACAUUACCAUUUCCUGGUAGACUGCAGCCUUCAAUGUCUGAUACAAACCUUGCUGAUGCUGGACUACAGUCCUACCAUUCUAAAAUGGAACCACAUCUCCAAGCCUCAGGAGAACUUGCCAUGGAUUUAACUGCUAUGAAACAGGGCUAUGGAGGAUUUAUAGGGAUGCAAUAUGGUUCCUAUACAGAUUUACGCCAUGGAGGAGACAUUGCAGCUCAAACACUGCCUAUUAGGAGAUAUAAUUCCUUGUCUAACAUCAGUUCAGAUUAUGGCUAUUCUGCUCGUGACAUUGCCAGCUUCCAGGAAGCUAACUUGGCUCAGUACAGUGCUACAACUGCAAGGGAAAUUAGUCGGAUGUGUGCAGCACUGAAUUCCAUAGAUCGGUAUAGCAGCAACCCAGACUUGAUGCAAUUUAGCAGUUUGGGAAGACCCACUGGUCCUGGAGCUUCUAGACUCGCAGGUCUUGGCAUGAGACAGAAUCUCCUUUUUGGACUAGAUGGAAAACCAAUCUCUCACAGUCAAGCACUAACCAACCUUAUCAAUGCCAGGCAGGCAAGCCUGAGAGCCAUGUACCCUGCUGCUAUCAGGUCUUCCGAUGGGAUGAUCUAUUCCACCAUUCAGACUCCCAUUGCUUCAACACUUCCGAUCACAACCCAGCCUGCCUCUGUUCUUCGCCCACUACUGAGAGGUGUCUACAGGCCAUACCCCUCUGCGAACAUGACACCAGUACCCCUAUCAAGUCUCACCAGAUUACCAAUGAGCCCCAGAAUGCCCAUAUCUGGACAAACUCCAGUACGUUACCCAACACCAGGCCUUCUCCAGACAACUUCAGCCACUGCUGCAACAACUUCAGCACCAGCUGGGGCUCCUGUGUCUGCUUCAAUGACAGUUACGAGUUUAACAGUCCAAGAUGAACCAGUUUACCUUGGCAAAAGUGCUGCAGUGACCUCUACAUCGGCAGGGGUCAGCUCAGUACCAGGAGCAACCGUCAUACCAACUGAUCCGCAGCAUCAGCCAAUAAACCUGUCCCAGGCACACCUGAACAGCCAACAGCAGCAACAGCAACAAGCGGCAACUGCUCAGCAGUCACAACCUCCUUCAGCAGCCCAUGCCUAUCCACCCUCAGGUCCUUCACACACCCAUGGCUACUCCCAACCUCCUCUUGGCCCACCUGCUCCCACCGGUGGCCUACCCAUUUCAGGUGGUCUUCCUCCCUUCCCUCCACCAGGUGCCAUACAUAAGGAGGGGGAAACAGAGGCAGAGAGGCUGCACCGACAGCAGGAGCAGCUUCUGCAGAUGGAAAGGGAACGCGUGGAGCUGGAGAAACUCCGUCAACUGCGCCUGCAUGAGGAACUGGAACGAGAAAGGAUAGAGUUGAAAAUGCACAGGGAGAAAGAGCAGAUUCUUGUGCAAAGAGAAUUACAGGAGCUUCAGAACAUCAAGGAACAGGUUUUACAGCAGCAGCAGCACGAGCGUGAGAAACAACUUGUCCUCCAGCGGGAGCAGCUGGCCCAGCAGAAGUCUCAGCUAGACCAGAUCCAGUCUUUACAGCAGCAGCUCCAGCAGCAGCUCGAAGAGCAGAAGAGACAGAAGACGGCUGCUGUAGGUCAGAGCAUGCAGCUGGAUAUGAACGGGCAGCCGCUCCACCCCUACAUAGACCCUCAGAUUGGCUCCCGUUCCCUACGCAACUCCUCAUCAGAGAUUUGCCUCAGGAGCCAGGAGGAGCAAAUGGAGAACAGGACCAACAUGAGGAAACACAGCUCCAUGACCCGAUUGACCAGGGACAGCAUGGACGGAGAUGGCGUGGUGUUCUACGGCUCUCCCCGCAGAAUUGUGGACAGCUGUGUGCAGACUGAUGACGAAGACGGCGAGGAGAGGUACAUGAUGCGUCAUCGCACCAGGAGACGUGGUCGCAGCGUUGACUGCUCUGUUCAAACAGAUGAUGACGAGGACAAGGCUGAGACUGAGCAUCCAGUCCGCCGAAGACGUUCCCGUUUCUCCAAGCACUCAGAGUCCAGUGCAGCUGGCAGCAGCACCGCCGCUACGUCCACUGCAGCUACCGGCAACCAAACUGACACCUCCAAGAUGGUUUCUUCCAGUAUUGCCAUCCAGACCAUCAGGGAAAUGUCUUGCCAGACAGAAGUGGAGCACCUAGGCAGAGUCUCCCCAGCAAUUCAUGUGACAGUACCUGACCCCAAUAAAGUAGAGAUUGUCCACUACAUUUCGGGACCUGAGCGUACCCAAAAAGGACAAUCUCUAGCAUGCCAGACUGACCCAGAGGCCCAGUCACAGGGCGUUGUAGCUCCCCAGCUCAGUGUACCAACCACAGUCAGUCCGUAUUCUUCCUCUACCAGCGCUGGAACUCACCAGUCUAGUUCUGCCGACCUUUUAACCCAGCAGCGCCAGCAGCAACACAUUGCAGCAAAUGCAGCCAAGUUUGAUCGCCGCCGCCCUGACCCACUCGACAUCAACUAUCAGCCUCACAACCACCUCCACAACGAGUCAAUCUCAAGCAUCAUCCGGCAGCAGCAGACAGCCCCAAAAUCUCCGCAAGUCCUCUACUCUCCUGUCUCCCCAGUGUCCCCUCACCGCCUACUGGAGACUUCUCUGUCUAGUGAGCGUCUGAACAAAGCCCAUGUCACACCUCAGCAGAAGUCCUACACAGCCGAAUCUCCCCAGAGGCACCCUUCUGUCCCCCGACCCAUCAAGAGCACCCAGAGGUCCAUGUCAGACCCCAAGCCGCUCAGCCCCACAACAGACGAGCACACCAAGGCCAGAUUGUCCCUGUAUCAGCAACAAGCACUCCAGAGUCAGCUGGCAGCCCUACAACAGAGCUCACUACUCCGCAAGGUCAAGCGAACCCUGCCCAGCCCUCCUCCAGAGGAGACUGUUACAUCAGCUCACCUGCCCAUGAUGACACCCACGCUGCAACAGGUCUACCUGCCCUCCGUGCCCAGCCUCAAGCCCAGCUCCAGGUCUGGCCUGGCCGCUAAAGCCAGCCUCCUCAAAGACCUCACCCACGAACUGAAGGCCGUUGAGCAAGAGUCCACCAAACUUAGAAAGCAGCAAGCUGAACUGGAGGAGGAAGAGAAAGAAAUUGAUGCUAAGCUGAGAUACCUAGAGCUGGGGAUUCACCAGAGGAAAGAGACACUGGUCAAGGAGAGGGAGCGAAGAGAUAUUGCCUACCUAAGGUGUAUGGGGGACACUAGGGACUACAUGUCUGAUAGUGAGUUGAAUAAUCUACGUUUAGCAGCUGCAGCUGCAUCGCACGAGACCAAUGGACUACUGACAACUAGGCCAAGUACUGCCCCUCUGAGCCAGUUUACCAGCGACCUCAACACGGCAGCCCAGUAUCCCCCCACCUCAUCUUUCCUUUCCUGUCAGUACCCCCAGAGCCAACCGGCAGCACCAUCUCAGCAACCGAGUAUGCCAUACCAGUCCUCAACAUUCAACCAGCCUCCUUACCCAACAGUGUCACAGUCACAGGCACUGCCACAGCCCACACCCCUUCAGAGCCAUGCCCCACCUCCUGGACCUUCCUACCAGUCUCAAACUUCCUAUCCUUCCCACACCUACCCCCAAACUCAGCCCCCAUACCCCCAGACAGACAUGGGGAUACCAGCUGCUCCUCAGCCUCAGCCCCAGCCAGGGCAUACAGGUUUUGGGCCUGCUCCACCCGGUCAGCCCCCAUACCCCACCCACAGCUCACCCUAUCCCAGCGCUGUGUCCUCCUACCCCGGCCAGACCACCCCAUAUCCUGGGCAGCCCCAGGCUGAUAUUCUUACAGUUCAUCCAGGAAGACCAAGGCAGACGUCAUUAGCCGAUCUGGAACACAAGAUGCCCACUAACUAUGAGACGAUCAGCAACCCCACAGUUGUGGUCACCACCACAGCCCAGGAUGCUGUCUAUUCCAGUGCAGCCCCACCAUAUGGUCAGUACACUGGAACAACCACCAUGGCAAGCUCAUAUGGGCCCUAUGGCUCAGCACCAGUGUCCAGCGGCUAUGGUGGGUACUCUACAAUGCCCCCCAGCACGUAUGGCCAGUAUACCUCAACCUCAGCUAGUUCAUAUGGCCAGUACACCACAACCACUGCUAACACUUAUGGCUACACCACCACCACAGCAAGCUCCUAUGGACAGUACACCUCCACAGUUUCCAAUGCCUAUGGACACUCUGUAGACAGUCCUUCCACCUACAGCACAGCAGAUGGGAUGUAUGGGGCUCCUGGCUUAGAGCAGAACAUCCCAAGGAACUACAUGAUGAUUGAUGAUGUAAGCGAGCUGACGGCAAAAGACGGGCUGGGCACGACAACAGGGGACAUGAUACAUCACGGCAGCAGCGGGCGUUACCCGGGCGACAUCCACGGCCACAGCAGCACCACUGGCAGUACGACGCGUGGGGGAACUGGCAGCUCCCCUUAUGGCCGGGCACCCGAGGAGGAAGCAGCGAUGCAGGAAGAGCUGUACGACCACCAUGGCAGGGGUAAGAGCAGCUACAGGCACGGACCUCUAGGGGGCAGCAGCAGCAGCGUGAGCUCUAGCAUGGGUGGGGGAUCCCCCUAUUACUAUGACUACGACUACAAAUAUGGCAGCCUCCGCACUGGGGUACAGAAACCUUUGUCGUCAUCCAGAAGCCUUCUGGCUCCUGCUGUCAUGUCUACCAAGCGCAGCAAGCACAGGAAACUGGGGAGUAUGGAGCAAAAAAUCUCCAAGUUUUCUCCCAUUGAGGAGGCUCGGGAUGUGGAGGCAGACCUGGCCUCCUAUUCCUCAGUGACAGGUGGGACUUAUCCCUCCUCCCACAUUCGAGGGCGCCAGCUGAUUGAGGAUUAUGGCUUUAAGAGGACUUCUUACGACGGCGGCAGUGGCAUCUCUCAUAAUAGUCGAAGCUAUGGUAUGAUGAUGGAGGAGGACGAUCGAAUUUACUAUACCUCCACUGGCCGGUCCCGUUCCACUGGCUAUGGCAUGGACAAGAUUUCAGCCAGGGACUACUCUGGGUAUCGCAGCCGAUCCUAUGAGAGGGACGAUCGCUCCUAUCGAUCUGGCUACAGCAGGGGGCGCCACCCAACUCGCCAGUACUCUGAAGAGGAGAGCCCACUCAGUCCCUUGGGGAGGUUCAUGGGUUCUGGGCGAUCAUCGAGCUUAGGUCCCGACCCAUAUGACAAUCGCAGCAGUAAAUAUCAUUACUAUUAUGGCCAAUAUGGUUCCAGCCACUCGCUGCCCGACGUUCAAGACCACAUAAGGGACCUUCCCAGGACGCAUGUCUACAAAUCGGAUGACACAUACAUUAUUGACGAUUAUCAUUGUGCUGUGUCAGACAGUGAAGCCUACCAUCUGGGCCAAGAAGAGACAGACUGGUUUGAAAAGCCACGGUCCAGUUCUCGACACUACGGCAGCAGCCACUCAUCUGGGAGGAGUCGUCACGGAGUCAAACACACCUACCACGACUAUGAUGAGCCUCCUGAAGAGGACCUGUGGCCCCAGGAUGAGUAUGGCCAUGGAGGACGACACUCGUCAUCCCGUGACCACAGACAUCAUGGCAGUUCUAGCCGGCACUCGGCCUCAUCACGUCAUUCAGAUGAGCCCAGGGCCUCAAGGUCAUCUAAGGGUCACCCCAAAGACCCAGCUAUGCGGCACGACCCUUCAGGCCGGUCUUCAUCUUCUGGAAGGCGCGGUGAGUCAAGGUCUGGAGGGUACCACUCUUCGGACUACUCACGGGAUCCAUCUGGACACCAUCACGGCCAGCGCUCAUCUAGACAGGGGGACCCACACAGGUCCUCACGCAGCAAGUCCCAGGGGCAAGUAGACAUGCAGGGUCAACCACCAGGCUCCUCCAGAUCAGGCAGCAGCUCUGCCCGGGGUCAGGGCUCCGCUGUGGGGCCCACAGGAUCAGGUCGACAGGGUGGUCCUGGCUCCCUGACAGACGGACCUCCAGGACAAAGGACUCAGCUACAACAGCAAGCCCAGACUUCAGCAGCCAGGCCAGGACAGCCCGGUGUCACAACAAACAUGGGCCCUCAGCAGCAACCCCCAGCCUCAGGACAAGCCAUGGGUAUGGGAAUGGGCAUGGGCCAAGGCCAGGCUAAGCCCGGGCAGAUGGGACCGGCAGGUGGACCCAUGGGCCAGACCAGACAGACAGGUCCAACAGGAACCACACCAUCCAACAUGACCAAGAUCGAGACACCUCCUGCAACAGCUAUUGGAGCCAAAGCAGCGCCCGUCAUGGCCUCAAAGGCUGCCCAGCCCCCACUCACAGGCAUAGGCUCCAAGGCAGCUCCCAGACCUGGAGGUAUUGGCAGUGCAGCGGCAGGUCAGCCCGGCAUGGAGGGAGAAGGCAUGUUUUCUAAGAUCCUGCCUGGAGGAGCCGCUGAGCAGGCCGGCAAACUGGGAGAAGCUAUCUCCGGUUUUGGCAAGAAGUUCACCUCUUUGUUCUGAGGUGCUAAGAUUAAGGACUAUGAAAAUAAAUAAAUAAAUAAAAACAACAACAAUGACUUGAGGCUUCGUACCAGAAAAACCUGCAGACAUCCCCUUGCUUUUUUUUUUUACUGGAAGAGAGAGAUAGAGGAAGGAGAGAGGGGAACGGAGAGGAGAGCUGAGCACACUGCCAACAAGGACUGGAAUCAUCUGGAUGCUUCAUGUCUCAGGCCUGAGCACAUACAUGCUGCUUUCUCUGGCAGGCCAGACAAUCAUUCCAUGUCCAUUUGAACAUCUUCAGAAGGACUGUCCUUGUCCAUCCAGGAUGCCCCUCCAAAGAAUCUGGCUUGACCGAAAUACUGCAGAGCCCCUGGACCCAAGCUGCAGCAGUUAUAUCCUCCCCUCCAUUACAAAAGAGCAACGAUGGCUGCAAAGAAAACAGGGGGCGUUUAUCAAAACCAAGUAUGCACCAAGUAUGUCUCUGGAGAACAACAGGACACAGCAUGUCCAUCAUGGAAUAGUAACAACAGAGUACUUGAUGACGUCUCCCAAAUGCAUUCUGAGGAUACCUGUGGAUACCAAGUCCAUAAAAUGAUAAAAUCGGUCAUACUUGGACAGACGCGUACUUUGAAUUGGAACAGUACCUGAGCUGCAACUGAUGAUGUUUUACAAGAACAGAAGAGCAGGCAGGAACGCGCAUUGAUAAACGCCCCAGGUUUUGGUUUUGCUUUACAUAUACCAGAGGUCUACACAGCUGGAGAACAUACGUGGAGGCAAAGUCCUACCUUAGCCCUGCGCGUGGAUUCAACUCUUCAGUUUCAAUGGAAGGAAACAAUGGAAGGUUGCGACUCUACUCUCAUAUGCUGAUGGCUCCACAGUUUAUAUGAGAGCUGCUUGGUCCUGUUAACACAGUCCUGUGCUCCAACUAGUACCAACAACAACAAACCAGCCUCUCUCCUCUUUUCUAUUUCUUAUCAAAGUAGAAAACAAAAAUAGGGAAAAUGUACUGAAACAUGCUGAAGUAUGUCAGGUUUUUCUGGUACCUAUAAGACCUCUUUGUUACGUGGCCGUACACUGAAAACGUAAUGGAUGGAUUUAAGAAAUGGAAAUGCCACACUGAAUGAAUAAGACAAUGAUAACGAUGUAGCCAACACGGAACCGGUGUUGGCGUUUCUUUCCAUGAUUUGCUCUGUUUCUAUCUACAUUCCAGAUUGGAACUGUUCCCUUCCUCACCUUUCUGCGUUUCUUGAAUGCUGAUUCUUUCUUUCUUUCCUUUUUUUUAUUUCUAAUCCUAGUCCCAAUAAUCCACAAUUUGCCAUGUCUUUAAAGAAGUGUAUAGUGGAUUUAAAAAAAAAGAAAAAAAAAGUAGUAGGAAUUUGAAAUGCAUGGAACUUUAUAUCCAAGACCUUACACUGUUCAUCAUUACUUAACAGAGGCCAUAAAGACACUGGGAACGGCAUCAUAUAGGUAGACGACGUAAAUAAUAACCAAGAAGAGAGAUUACUGAAGCAACACGCGGGAAUGAGAGGAGCCUUUUAUUUUAUUGUGUUUUACAGAAAAUAUUUGACUGGUGUGCUGAAUGAAGCCGAAUACGGUUGGGUUGUUUUUCAGCCUUUACAAAGCCAUUAAGACAACAUUUACCUGCAGUGCUUGUGGGCAUGGGUUAUCUCCAACAGCUCCACGAAAUUUGGCUCCCAAAUAUUUCUCAUGUAGGUGGUUGUCAUUUUCUUUUCUUCUUCUUUUUUUUAUGUGUGUGUUCUCGUUCUUUUUUUCUACUUUCGUUUUGUUAUCCGCCUGGUUUUUAUUUUGCAGGUUACCAAUAUCGCCUUAAUCAUUUUUAAAUGUUUUAUUUUCAUGUAAAAGUGGCAUACUUUGUAAUCACAUUUUUCAUCACACUCUUUUUUAUGUACUAAUAUCAGCUAGAACACUGGCCACAGAGAGAUUAGUUUAUAUUUUUUGAAUUAACAUUGUUUUUGAUAAUUGUUUGUGAUAUAAUUUAUUUAUUUAUUUAUUUUAUUUUGUAAUGUAAUGUUACCUUCAUCAAGCCCCCUGUCAAUUUUCUGACUUUAAUUUAUUAUCAAUAAUUAUAAAAGCAAUAGAGUAAGAGGUAAGAAGGCAAAGAGCACAAUCUUGUGUCAUUUUAUUAGUUGGUGGAAUAGAAAUGUGUUGCCUCCGUCUGUCUAACUUACAACCGAUGUACUGCUCAAGUCUGACUUAAAAGUACCACAAAACGAACUCUAAUGUUGUACUACUGCUGUACUAAUACACCAGAGCACAGGAGUUCACCUAUAAACCCUGAGGAUGGUACCACCCAGAUCUUUUCCUCCAACCAACGGUGAGACUUUGGUGUCGUCAAUCAGCCCGUCGGUGGAUCGGAGCGACACACUGCUUACAUUAGCCAGCUGGAGUGUGAUGUGAACGCACUGCAGGGCAGCAGAGAGGCACUGAAACGCAGACCAGUCACCGCAGCAGCAGAACUGGACUCGGCUUCAUCACCUACAGGGGUUUGGGUUUCGAUGUGAUUCCUCCGAGACUCCGAGGUGGACGUUCAUUGGGAGCCCGCAAGAAGCUCCUCACACAAGUGUGUGUCAGCAUGUGUCUUCACUGUCAAACGUGCACAGCGCACAUGGAAGCACACUCAAAAUGGUGUCAAAGAGAAAAAAAAAAAAACAAAAAAAAAGAAGAAGAAAUCAGUGCUCAUGUGACUUGAGGAACCAAAAAUAACACACUUGGUUGUGUCACCAAGUCACUCGCCUUUUUUUUACUUUGAGUUUUCUAUGGUGGCGCCGUCCAGACCUGCAACCCAACCCCAAAAAACCUCUAUCACAGACUGUCAGUUGUCAGUGGAAACUUCUCAGGUCAGUGUUCUCCCUGCUGUUGUUCCUGCAGUGCAUUGUGGGAUCUGCGGUUCGGUACUCAAAACGUACUCUGUCAGGCCAAACAUUGCGAGGCCUUCAGCAAAACCAACCAACUUCUGCUGUAUAUUGUCUGUGUGAACGCUCGCUGGGAACCUUCGCAUGCUGCCCGGCGCAGAAAACCUCAAAGUCACCUCUAUAUUGUUCUGUUCCUAAUGUUUGUAUGUAUGUGUGUGGGGGUUCUGUAUGCGUGUAUUUAAAAAAAAAAAAAGAAAAAAAAAGAAAAAGUAAAAAGAAAACCAUCAAUCGAUGUGGAAAAGAAAAGAAAACACGAGUUCAACCACAACAAAUAUGGCGGGCAGAAGAGGCGACCUCUCAUCUCCAGUCGUUCUAUGCAAUGAAUCAUAUUUGGAAAAACAGAAACAAUAGGAGGGAAAAGGCAAGUGAAAAGCAAACGGGAAACAGUCACACAGUCAUCGUUAAUCACACCUCAGUUAUUCUAGUAUCAUGUUUGCUUUGCUGUGAUAUCAAAUGAGAAGACUUACUGUGUUUAAAAUAGGUCACCUGUAAAACUGGAAAUAACAGGGAGGGUCUGGAGUUUGUUCAUGACGGCCGCAGAACUUGCACCUGCUUGGCCCUGGAGCUGGAAGAAUUGAUGACGACAGCGAGAGCCUUGCAUGGUUUCUUCAAAACCAAACAAAAGAUUUAUUUUGCAGUGAAAACAUGCUAUGGUUUUCUUUUUGGAGAGCCACCUAGUUAAACAGAAAUCUAAGGAAAUUUUAACAAAAAUAUCAAGCGGAAGCAGGGAAAUAUCUCAGUUGACAUGAACGCUUCCAGGCAGCUGGCAGCACAGAAAAGUAGUCCAGAGAAUUAUAUAUACAUAUAUAGAAAAAAAUAUAUCACAAAUUUAGAUUAUUUAUAUAUAAUACAUAUACAUAGAGACAUAUUUCAGUAUAUUCCCUAAUAUGGUCGGUGUCUGCUCAGGGGUGAAGAAGAACAAGAGAGGUUCCUUUUAUUUUAUUUUAAAUGAUCAGACUCAGAGUUUGGGAUACUUAGCUUCCAGAUUGUGCUGUUGUUAUUUCUGCGUGAACCAAGAACCACAAAUAUUGAGGUCAAACGCAGAGAUCGCAGAGUCAUAAUACAGACGACUGUACAUCAUAUAAAUUCUAGAUUAUUACUGACUAAAGAACCUGCUGUGGUGCGGUCCUAUUUAAGACAUUCCUAUUUGGUGCGUGAGCAGGUGUGAAUGUUUGAAGUUGCACUGCCACAAGAAGCCAACAGAUAAGAUUUAUAAGCUAAGUACACUGUGUUAUCUGCAGUCCUUUCUUUAAAUUGGAAACCAACCGGCAGCAAGGUUGUUAUAAAGAAGCUAUUUAUGGAGAUAGAAAAGGUGGCUUAUGCGAAGAUCCUGUAACGACUGGUUGUGUAAAGUAGCCGCGUAUAUAUUUUUUUGGGAAACAUUUAUCAGAUGACUCAUCUAUUUAAGAAUUUAUUUUAUCAUACUGAGAACCGGAUGUAGGCUAGCUAGCAAGAAAGAGAUCUAGGUUGGAAAUCUAUAGAAGGAGUAACUAUGUUUAUACGGAUGUUAACUACUGCUCGACUUACACUCAGCCUUAAUAAUAAUAAUAAUGGUCAAUAAUCAGAACAGGACCAUUUUUUGUUUCUGAAUGUGGCCAAACAAUGUGUUAAACUAGAAAUGCUAACGUGCUAUCGGCUGAGCAGUUUUUUUUUAAAUAGUUCAAAUAUCCAUCUAAGACUUCCCCCGUUCAAUCUAUGACAUUUUUUUGACUCCGUAGAGUUAAAUUCAGAGUCUGAUUUGUCUGGUUCUGUCUGGAUCAGUUACUUUGACUUCAGUUUUACAUUGCACAGCUGGUGCAUGUGGCCCAAACUGUCCUCACAGGAGAGGUCCCAGGUACACUGCCCCAGAUCACUGAGGUCACUGAAAACUAGGCGCGGAACAAACGACGUGAACGAGAGUUUAAAGUCACCCAAAUUAACACCGACUCCCUCUAUUGUGUGUCGUAUGUUUUUGGAAGUUUGUAAAAAAGUAAAAUGUUCAAUAAAUAAGUCCUCAAUCACUUUUGCCUCAGGAAAGCACACACUAAAUGCAGCAUCGUGAUGGAGACGUUCAAAAGGCAGAAAGGAACUAAUUGUAAAUGGGAUCGUGAACACUCUGCGGCACAGGCACGAUCCAGUGGCUGCUGUCGGCGAGAAGGAGCCAGUCAUAGUUGAAUGGCGCAGCCAGGAGCACAGAAAUAAUAAGAACUGUGUCAAAACGUCUUAACGUCAUGUUUUAUUUUGCUCCUGCGUGAAUACAGCCACCGGAGGUCACUUAAAUAUGCAUAGCAGCAAGGGCUUUUAUACUACAAUACUGGUCACUGAAGAAAGCCAUCCUGUUACUGCCCUCUAGCCAGUCGUGGUCUCUGUCUAUAUUCUGCGUGAUGUCUGUCUAUAUCUAGGAAUGCAACGGACCUGUUUCAGACCACAGCAAUCAUCAGUGGGCAAAACCAGCCGAGCCACAGCCUGGUUUUUUCUGAGGUGUUUGAAGCACAAACGUAGACGAUAGCAAAGACAGAUAAACUCAAAAGAGUUCAUUAAUAGCUUUCCUAGAAUGAGGAAAAAAAAAAAUCCUCAAUAUAAAAUUCUUGUCUGUGUUAUUUCAAAUGACUCUAUUAUGGAAGAAAAUUCUUUACUGGUGUUCAUUCGUUUGCAAUAGACAGAUGAAGCCAUGAGAGGUUGUAAAAGAAAUGUGAGAAGGCCUGACCCGCCUUUAAAUCUGACUCCACUCAUCUCAGCAGUAAGGCUGCGUUUACACACAGCUGGACUGCGUCUCUGUUCUGUGGCUUUUUUUUUUUUUUCUGACUGUGCAAUCAUGAAAACGAAAACAAAACAGUGUCUCUGUGUCCGCUGUGUUUAAAUGCAGCUUAAGAUGCUUUUGGGAAAUCCAGACUGUGCGUGUGUGUUCUUAACCAAAAAGGUAGCAUCCAGUGCUUGUACAGAGCAUCGUGCAGUCACCACUGCUCUUGCUGUUGGUCACGUAGACAGUUAUCGUAUAGCAGGGCCCGAGAAGGAUUUUAAAAUAAAAGUAUAUAUAUAAAUAUAUAUAUAUAUAAAGUAAAUGUUUCAUGGGUGAGAGGUUGUAAAAGAUUGCUGAAACAAACCAUGAGCGAUGUCCAUCCGUCACAGUAAAACCAUCAGGGAGCGCUUAUUCAUCUUUCGCCUGUAAUGAAUCAUCAACGUUAAAUGACAAGUGCAUGACUUGGACACCCCCCUCCCCACCCAAACUAACCGCCCCUGUCCGCCCAGCCAUCCCGUGACCCUUUUAGACCUGUCCCACCUUUGACCUCCCACCUCACGGGCUGCCGUCUCUUUUCCAGUGUAAAUACCAGAUAAGAACCGUCCAGAGUUCGCUCGGAACAAACGGCGACAACAACGUGUAAAUGAAGGACACGUUCCGGUCCAACAUGUAAAUCUCCAACACGCCAACGUACCAGAACACGCACAGACACACACGUGCACGAGAGGCGUGAGAGAGGCCUUUGCGCACCAAGCGGCCACGCAAGCCGGAGCGUAUGCAAGCCCGGGACUCGGUGCCCAAUCGCGUGCUUUUUGUGUAUAAAACCAACAGAAACUACGUAACAAACCAGAGAAGUUGUCGAUUUGAAUAACAAACGACAAAUUGCAUUGUGUGUGUAUGUGGCCGGCUCGUGCGGACUGUUUAAAACUCAUUUAAAUAAAAGUUGUAUUCGGAUAUGAAAAAAGAAAAAUAAUAAAAACAUAUUGGUCUGUGUAGAGUUUCUAUACAUGUUGUGUUUGUAAAAUGAGAUGACAUCGAAAACAUCAAAAAAAAAAAGAAAAGAAUUAUUCUGGCUUCCAUGUAAUUUUUGGGGUGGACGGAUCAUUUUAUGGGAAAUGGAGAUGGAGAGAUGGAGAUGGAGAGAUAGAGAGAGAGAGGGUGAAUUGGACAAAUGAGUUAAAAAAAAUGAGUAAAAAAAAAAGAAUUAAAAAAAAAAGAUCAAAUAACCCAACUGAAGGAAAGAUAAGGGUGAAAAUAAAAUAGAGAAAAAUGUCGAGAGCCUAAAAAUGAAAGUGUUCCAUUCACUGUUGUAAGUGCAAUGAGCUAAACUUCCUGUUUCCCCAUUGUAAAACCUUGUGUAUGUUUCCGUGUAUUCCUCCUGUAAAUGGGUGUAGUAGACCUGGUGCAUCAUGCCAUGUAAUGUGAUGAAUGACAAAUUAUGACCUUACAUUUCAAUCAGGAAAAAUAAAUAAAAGACAAAUACAUAAAAA